AUGUGCAGUUUCGGGCAACGAUGUUUGAAGACUCGAUCUGGAAAGACUGUCUGUGUGCAAGGUCAGAAGCAGAACUACCCCGAGGGAUCUCCUCAGCACGAAGUUGACAAAGAAGAAACAUUUGUGAACAGCCCACUUCAUGAUGCCUGCAGGAAGGGGAACCUGACUCGGGUAAGAAGCAUCCUGUCCCAGGGUCUCGUAGACAUCAACAUUAGAGACGGGAAUCACGGAAAAACACCACUCAUGGUGGCAGCACAGGAGGGACAUUGCAGAAUAUUAUCUUUUCUUAUCAGAAAAGGUGCUAACAUGUCACAAGUGGAUAAUGAUGGGAAGAACUUCCUUCACUGGGCCUGCAAUUGUGGACAUGUGGGUAUGGCGGAGUGUUUACUCCCACAAUAUGAUAUAGACAUUAACCAUAAGCACGUGUCCCCUCUUCUGCAGGCAGCAUACCGGGGAUCCAAAGAUGUUUUUGAGUUUCUCGUGUGUAUGGGAGCUAAUGUGUCACAAGUUGAUGAUAGAGGGGACAAAGUCCUACACUGGGGCUGCAAGGGGGGACAUCUGGGUAUGGUAAAGUAUCUACUUUCACUAUGCAGUGUUGAUAUUAACAGUAGCGGAAAGAUGGGUGUGACCCCCUUGAUGUGGGCUGCAUUGUACGGGUACAGAGACAUUUUUCAAUUCCUCGUAAGAAUGGGAGCUAGUUUGUCACAACUUGAUGAUAUGAGAAACAACAUCCUUCACCGUGCCUCACUCGCUGGCAGAUUGGAGAUGGUGAAGUACAUCAUCAGACAGAACACGGUCAACAUUAACGCCAGGAACAAGGAUGGGGAAACAGCAGCCAUGAUAGCAAAGAGCGGCAAUAAGAGUCGCGUGUAUAACUUUCUUGUUUUGUGGGGCUGUCCAGUGAAAUAA
This is a messenger RNA of Haliotis rubra (blacklip abalone), 909 nucleotides long. Its product is annotated as kinase D-interacting substrate of 220 kDa-like. Lineage: Eukaryota; Metazoa; Mollusca; Gastropoda; Lepetellida; Haliotidae. The transcript has 2 exons. Gene Ontology annotation, molecular function: protein binding. The record is from RefSeq and is a predicted model, not a curated record. The coding region runs from base 1 to 909 and encodes 302 amino acids.